AUGUCGACGAUGACUGAACUCCAGGAUGUAAUGCGGGACUUACUUCUACGAGCCCAAUUCUCGGAAAUGGUGAUUCUUUGCCAAGCAGUUACUUUCAAAGUCCUCCAGGCUAUUAUUUGCACUCAGUCAAGCUAUUUCUAUAGCGCGAUCUGUGAUGGCUUCCAGGAGUCUGCCGACAAAGCUAUUAACAUCCGAGAUGACACCCAAGAGACCAUGGAGCGUGUUCUGUCCUUCCUCUUUCUCAGGGAGUAUAGCGAGGACGGGCACAUAGUUCAAUAUCAGCCCAUGUCAGCGCUGGCCAUCUCUGGUCACGAGUCUGAAUUAUCCGCUUCAGAAGACAAGCCAGAAGACACAGCGCCAGAAAAUACAGGGUCAGAAAAUACAGAGCCAGAGAACCAAACUGCUUUCAACAAUAUUGAAUUAUUCAUCGCUGCUGAUAAGUACGAAAUCCUUCCAUUGAAGACUCUGGCUACUUUGAAGUUCUUUCAAUGGGCGAACACAAAUUGA
This is a messenger RNA of Penicillium oxalicum, 507 nucleotides long. RefSeq lists its product as uncharacterized. Lineage: Eukaryota; Fungi; Ascomycota; Eurotiomycetes; Eurotiales; Aspergillaceae. Bases 1 to 507 code for a protein of 168 amino acids. Gene Ontology annotation, molecular function: protein binding. The transcript is spliced from 2 exons. The record is from RefSeq and is a predicted model, not a curated record.